GCUGACUUGUAAUAACAUUGCCUACGCUUAUUCGUGAUGCAAGUCGAAAGAUAGUAGGAUGCAUUUCGUCCAAUUGUUUCGAUCUGUAGCAUGUUUACAGAUUAUAUCAAAUUUUUUGAUAAUUUUUAAUAAUGCUUAUAACAUUUUCGAAGAAUCUCCUACAUUUUUGCAUCGAAAGUAUGGAAAAAUGUCGGACGAUGAGCAACAAAAUUUGUUGCAGGCAACUAAGGAAAUGUUCUAUUUUGGUUAUCGAAAUUAUAUGAAAUAUGCCUACCCUGAAGACGAACUAGACCCUAUUCACUGUGCUGGUAGAGGCCAUGAUCAUGCAAAUCCGGAGAACAUCAAUAUCAAUGAUGUGCUUGGUGAUUAUUCCCUCACUCUCAUUGAUGCCCUGGAUACACUAGCAAUCAUUGGAGACCGAGAAGAAUUUCAGCGAUCAGUACAGCGAGUCAUUGAAGAUGUAACCUUUGACAAAGACACAACUGUGCAAGUCUUUGAGGCUACUAUUAGAGUGUUGGGAGGACUUCUUUCUGCUCAUCUGCUCAUAGAAGACCCAGUCCAGAGACUUGGAGACCUGCGUCCGGAGUGGUACAAUGGAGAGCUUCUGGACAUGGCUUCUGACUUGGCAGCAAGACUUCUUCCUGCCUUCUCACUCAGUCCGACUGGCAUUCCACAUCCCAGAGUCAACCUUCGUUCAGGCGUGCCCUACGGAGGGCGUACAGACACGUGCACUGCAGGUGCAGGCACGCUGCUUGUAGAGUUUGGUAUCCUGUCGAAGCUGUCAGGAGAUCCUACAUACCAGCUUGCUGCCAGACGUGCGAGCAGAGCUCUGUGGAAUCGAAGGCAUAAUACCACUGAACUCCUAGGUAACGUACUUGAUGUGAACACUGGCAAGUGGAUGAGCGAGUUGAGCGGCGUGGGCGCGGGGCUUGACAGCUUCUACGAGUACAUGCUCAAGAGCUACGUCCUCUUUGGGGAGAGGGAGGACUACGAUAUGUUCAAUGUGUCCUACUCACGCAUCAAACAAUACAUGCGCAGAGGCAUGAAAUUAUUAAAUUUAUUUUCUCUGGGCGACCAUCCCCUGUACGUGAACGUGCACAUGAGCAGCGGCGGCACGCACACCUCGUGGAUUGACUCCCUUCAAGCCGCCUUUGCCGGCCUCCAGGUGCUCGCGGGUGACGUGGAGGAGGCCAUCUGCACGCACGCGCUGUACUGGAGCAUCUGGCAGAGGUUCGGUGUGCUGCCAGAGCGCUACAACUGGCAGAGGGCAUCACCAGACGUACUCUUCUACCCUCUCAGACCUGAGUUUGCAGAGGCUACUUAUCUUCUCUACCGUGCGACACGCAACCCUUUCUACCUGCACGUUGGCCGCGAAAUUCUACACUCCCUGAACAACCUGACGCGCGCUGAGUGCGGGUACGCUACUGUACACUCUGUGAUCGACGGCUCUCUGGAGGACAGGAUGGAGUCCUUCUUCCUCUCAGAGACCUGCAAGUAUCUUUACUUGCUGUUUGACCACAACAACCCUGUCAACUUGGGGUCGGGCCAGUUCCUGUUCACCACCCAGGGCCACGUGGUGCCUCUGGGGCCCUGGCUGCGGGACAAGACCCUGUGGGACGAGGCCCACUUCACGCCAGAGGCCCACAAGGCGGUUAACCUCUCCGACUCGAACGUAUGGACGCCGGGGUGCGAUGCAGUAGACCAAGCGCGGCAAUUUGGUCUGCCCCUAGAGAGCCACUAUCUGCAGCAGGUCUAUUCUGCCGUCGGUCUACACUCCUGACCUUAUUUGCUGGUCUAUUCUGCCGUGGGUCUGCACUCCUGACCUUAUUUGCUGGUCUAUUCUGCCGUAGGUCUGCACUCCUGACCUUAUUUGCUGGUCUGUUCUACCGUGGUCUGCAUUCCUGACCUUAUUUGCUGGUCUAUUCUGCCGUGGUCUGCAUUCCUGACCUUAUUUGCUGGUCUAUUCAGCCGUGGGUCUGCACUCCUGACCUUAUUUGCUGGUCUAUUCUGCCGUGGGUCUACACUCCUGACCUUAUUUGCUGGUCUAUUCUGCCGUGGUCU
Messenger RNA from Hyalella azteca, 2061 nucleotides. Its product is annotated as ER degradation-enhancing alpha-mannosidase-like protein 1. Lineage: Eukaryota; Metazoa; Arthropoda; Malacostraca; Amphipoda; Hyalellidae. Gene Ontology annotation, cellular component: membrane; endoplasmic reticulum. Bases 59 to 1780 code for a protein of 573 amino acids. The record is from RefSeq and is a predicted model, not a curated record. Gene Ontology annotation, molecular function: calcium ion binding; mannosyl-oligosaccharide 1,2-alpha-mannosidase activity. Gene Ontology annotation, biological process: carbohydrate metabolic process; endoplasmic reticulum mannose trimming; mannose trimming involved in glycoprotein ERAD pathway. The transcript is spliced from 11 exons.